AUGUCAACGACAACCGCCGUCCAGCUCGAAUCGUUAGGUAACGGGACAUCCUACGAAGCUUCUUCCUCCAACCUUCGCCCAAGAGGAGCGCUUACCGAAACGACAUCAAGUCACCAAAAUGACUCUGACGAUCCAGCUCUCGAAGCUUCGCGCAUCGCAGAUAGUACAGUCCCAGAUGGAGGCUACGGAUGGGUCGUGGUUGGCGCCUGUGCGAUGGUAGCAUGGUAUGUAAUUGGACUGUCGUAUGUCUGGGGUGUAUAUCAACGCGCUCUCGUCGAGCGAGGCGUCGGCUCGCCUCUCGCCUUAUCGUUCUGCGGAUCCAUUUCUCCAGCACUGAUGGCGACGGUUGGAAUGCUAGUGUCAAGGAUGAUCCGAUCCUUCGGAACUAGAACCCUCAGCUGUGCUGGAAUAGUCCUUAUGAGCCUCUCGUUCAUCCUUGCAAGUUUCGUAACGGACCAUCUUGUGGGCCUCAUCUUUCUUCCUGGUGUGCUAUUGGGACUGGGUAUGAGCGGUUGCUUCAUGUCAUUCUCUGUUGUACCAGCGCAGUAUUUCAUGAAGCGACGCGGUAUAGCGAACGGUAUUGUGUAUGCCGGGGGAGGUUUUGGUGGCGCUAUCAUGAGUAUUGUGACUGACUCACUGAUCAAGAAGUUCAGCGUCGAGUGGGCUUUCCGGAUCACGGGGUUACUGAUUGCUGUCACAGGACUUCCAGCUGCAUAUCUCAUCAAGGAAAGAACACCUCUCGCUAGGUCGGGGAUUGUGGACUGGACCUUGUUCCGUCAGCUCAACUUUGCCAUCCUAUUCUUCGCUGCUGGAGUCGGCAUCUUCCCACUCCUGGUACCACCUUAUUUUCUUCCUUUGUAUUCCAGUUCCAUGGGUCUCAGUACAAGUACUGGUGCCGGUCUGUUGGCUGGCUUCAGUUUCGCUUCAGCGGUUGGACGCAUAAUCAGCGGUUACCUCUGCGACAUCCUCGGUCCAAUAAAUACACUAUGGGCCUUCUUUCUAGGCAACUCGAUUACGAUGCUGACUCUUUGGCCCGCUUCGACGUCACUUGCGCCCCUGGCUGUCUUUGCCGUACUAAACGGACUCAUGAACGGUGGCUUCUUUUCCUCUAUGCCCACAGUUGUCAGUAAUGUCUUCGGAUCGGCACGUGUAUCUACAGCAAUGGCAAUGAUGAUCGUUGGCUGGAUAUUAGGGUACCUUCUUGGGUCCCCUAUCGCAGGGUUUCUGCUCGAACGUCACGGCGGUGCUGAUGGAGGAUUACAAGCCUAUCGACCUGCAAUGUUCUACGCUGGCUCACUUUCCGCCUUUGCAACUAUUCUAACAACAUUCUUACGAUGGAGAAUAAGCAAGAAGGUCUUUGAGAAAGUUUGA
Messenger RNA from Fusarium venenatum, 1371 nucleotides. Its product is annotated as major facilitator superfamily domain-containing protein. Gene Ontology annotation, biological process: transmembrane transport. Gene Ontology annotation, molecular function: transmembrane transporter activity. The record is from RefSeq and is a predicted model, not a curated record. Gene Ontology annotation, cellular component: membrane. Lineage: Eukaryota; Fungi; Ascomycota; Sordariomycetes; Hypocreales; Nectriaceae.